AUGUUGAUCAAAGUGAUAUUUUGGACCAAACUUUUAUUCAUAUUUUUUGAAUCAGGUAAGUUUCUGGGGAAGAGGGAAUUAUUUUUUAGCUCCAAAACAUAGGAAAAAAAACUUUGUAAUUAUCUACCAUCGAUUAUGAUUACUGUAUCUCAAAAAAAAACACAUCGGGACUGUAUAAAAUAUUUGUAGAUCAAAAAUUAUCAACUACAGUAACCUGUAGUUCGAUUUUCAAUUGUCAGAAAAUGCUAACCACUUCAGUGAUUUCCUACUGUAUAUCCCAUUUAAAAAAUUUUUAAUCGAAAAUUUCAGUGAAUUCUUGCCAACCACCAAUCUCCCUCGGCUUCCAAAAUUCAGCACUUCCACAAAGUGUUCCAAGUUAUUCACCGGCUGCAAUCGCUGGUGCUGCACCAAUUGAUCAAUCGGCUCCAGUUCCUGCUCCACCAGCUCCAUCAGAUUAUAAUGAUGAUAGUUUGGAGAUGAUAAAUGCUGCACCGCCUGGAAGAAUGUCUGGCGAAACUGUGAGUUACUUUUAAUAAGUUAUUUUGGUGGGACAAAUCAUUGAGUUGUUUCAGAGAUUUACACCGUAUCCUGGUUAUAUUCCACCGCCGAAAUAUCCCACAUUGAUUAAUGACAAUGAAGUUCAGGUACUUAUACUUCUGAAAUUUUCCUCCCUAAUCAAAAAAAAACAUAAUAUUUUUGCAGCAUUCCUCGAAUACCUAUAAAUCUGAUGUUCCUCUUCACAUAAUGUUGAAUUCGGAUAACUCCUCCUCAAACAAAAACUUGAGUUGUCCAAUUGAAAUCACAACAAUGACUGAAUUUCUAACAUGUGUUCGAAGAUUAUCUACAGUAACCCAAGAUGAAUUCAAUUUUUCGUGUGAUUUUGAGAAAGAUUCGGGAUGCCGAUUCAAAAGUGUUUCGAGUCCGUUGAGUGUUGGAAAUUUGCCAACAGAUGAUCAUUAUAGAACUUUUGCCACGUUGGCAUCGAGACCUGAAACACAGAAGCCGACUGGGAAUUUUGUGUUUUUCAUUGAACAUCGGGUAAGAUUUUUUUGUCGAGAAGUUUAGAAAUGUGAGCCAGAAAAUGGUUGAAAUUCAGCGCAAUAUUUUUUUGUUGAUAAAAAGUAUCAGUGAAAUUUUUAGCCCCAUAUUUCUCUAACCAGAAUUUUUUCUAGGGAGCAGAACCUGAGGAUGAGUUUAUUAUGUCAACUCCAAUUACAUGCCAACGAGGAAAUGGAGUGUUGAAAUUUGAGUAUGUUUUCCAUUUUUCUGAAAAUUAUUUACUGAAACUAAAAAAUAUGAAAUUUCAGUUAUUGGAUUGUUGGAAAACACGACGAAGUUUUGAUUCGAGUUUGCACACAGGAUCAUUUGGCGAGAUCUUGCACACAGGUAGCUUGUAACCUACAGACUGUAGGCUACAGUAAUCCACUUUCAUAGUUACUUUUAGAAAAUUGGAUAUACCACUUCGAUUUCAACAAUUGCUAUCGAAGUUGUACACCCGAAUUCCACAUUUUUCGAACUUGAAAUAGUUGCAUCAAAUUUGAUUGAUCCAACUGUUAUAGUUUAUGAUAAUAUAAUAUAUGAAGCAGAUAUGUGUGAAUUGGAAAAUCGAGAAAAAGAAAUGGAAAAGGGAAAUAAUAAUGAUGAACUUGCAACUGUUGAUCGAUUCUUUGAUGCUGAAGAAAAUCCAGAUGAAAUAACUGGAGAAAUUGAGGGAGAAGAAGCUGUUCAAAUUCCAACGAGGCCUGUUAGAUUGGCACCAAAAAAGAAGAGCGAAUGUGAGUCUCGUGAUUUUAUUUUUUUCAAAAACUUUAACUAUUUCAGUAGAAAAUAUUUUGGAUGAAUUGACAAGACCGAUUGAGGAAAAUAUUGAUCCAGCAAGAUUCAAUGAAGUUAUUGGAAGUGCUCAAGAUGUUGAAAUGCCAGGAACUGAAAAUGAUAAUAAUCAAGAAGAACCGGAGACUGUUUGUAAACUUCUUGAUUGUGAUUUCAGUGAUAGUAUGUGUUUCUACACAAAUUAUGCAAAUGAAAGUAUGGUUCUUGCCCCGUGGCAAAUUGGAAAUCAAAGAGUUGGAAAUCCGCAUACUGGAGUGAAAGAAUCAACUGGUGGAUUUUUAUAUGUUGGAACUGAUAGUUCAACGAGUUCCAAGAUUGUCAAUUAUAUUUUGGAAUCACCGGAUUUGAUUAUUAAUGAUGAUUUGGAAAUGAAGAUGGAUGUUUAUAGAAGAUCAAAUGAUAUUACUUUACAGGUCGGGUUCAAGGAAAGUUCAUAAAACAAAAUGUAUUCCAGAUUUGCUUGGAUACACCAUUUUAUUGUCCUUACACUGUUACGCCUUUUGAAAAAGAUUUAUAUUGGAAAGAUGGCGAGACAUUUUUGAUUCCAAAGGGGACUAUCAAAAUAUUCUUGCGAGCAAUUCAAUGGAGAAGAUUUAAGUGGCUGGCAAUUGAUAAUAUCCGAAUUGUUUCCACAAAAUGUUGA
Messenger RNA from Caenorhabditis angaria, 2476 nucleotides. The record is from the annotation of a GenBank genome assembly. NCBI's taxonomy places the organism in Eukaryota, Metazoa, Nematoda, Chromadorea, Rhabditida, Rhabditidae.